Molecule: messenger RNA, 708 nt
Organism: Acanthosepion pharaonis
Lineage: Eukaryota; Metazoa; Mollusca; Cephalopoda; Sepiida; Sepiidae
Source: the annotation of a GenBank genome assembly
AUGUGUUCAUAUCUAUCUAUCUAUCUAUCUAUCUAUCUAUCUAUCUAUCUAUGUUUGUUUGUCUCAGUCUGUUCAUUAUCUAUCUAUCUAUCUAUCUAUCUAUCUAUCUAUCUAUCUAUCUAUCUAUCCUUUCAUGUCUGGGUUUGCUUAUGUAUGUCUAUUUCUUUCUUUCUUUCUUUCUUUCUUUCUUUCUUUCUUUCUUUCUUUCUUUCUAUACCUGUCUAUCUAUCUGGGUUUGCUCAUUCUGUUCAUUUCUAUCUAUCUAUCUAUAUAUCUAUCUAUCAUAAAUUGCAGCGUUCAAAUCUCUUUUCUCUUUCUUUCUCUUUUUCGUUUCUCUUGAUGUUUUUUUCUUCUUUCUUUUUCUUGUUUGAAUGUUUUUCUUACUCUCGGCUGAGUUAUUGUUACUUUAUACUGUUUUUAUUAUCGAUUUCUUCCUUUCUUUCUCUUCAUCGCUUUCACCCUUUCUUUCUCUUUAUAUUUUUCACCUUUUCUAUCUCUUUCUCUUUCCCACCCUUCCUCUCUCUUUAUCUCUUUCACCCUUUCUUUCUCUUUAUCUCUCUCACCCUUCCUCUCUCUUUAUCUCUUUCACCCUUUCUUUCUCUUUAUCUCUUUCAACAUAUCUUUCUCUUUAUCUCCCUUCCAAUUGAUUUCAUUUUAGCUUUCUCUCUCUAUUUCUUUUUCUCUUUCUCUCCCCCCUCUCUCUAUUGA